AUGGUGUCGUUAAGCGUUCGUUUGUCGGUCUUAUUGCAGUUGUUCUGUAGCGUCGUUUUAUCCAGGGAAACCCUGGAGGAUGCGGCCAAAAAUUUGAGGAAGAUUAUGUACCAGCAGAGUGCGUUACAUGUCAACACCAUUGAUAGAAACAGUGCAGAUCCAGCUUCAUUUAUUGAGUAUCAUGUGUCAUCCGAUAAGUGUGAUGGAGUAGACCAUAACGGUAAUCCGAUUUUGGUAUUGGUGGAUAUGUCUAGUUCGAUACGUAACUGGAACGAGAAUCAGCGUAUUUCAGUUACUGUUGAGGACACAUUCUCUUGUGGAACAAUCAUGUCUUCACCAAGAGCGACGCUAUUUGGUAAGUUGACUGAGAUGAACACCACUGCGGAGUUAACUAGUUGUUUCAAGUACUACCACCCAGAUGCGGAGGAGUGGAUGCCUAAGCAGAGUGUGGAGCAAGGUCACCACCACACUUCGAAGUUUUACCAGUUGGAAGUCGAGAGGAUCUACUACUUGGGGGGCUUUGGAGAUGUGUCCUAUAUUGGUCCUAUUGAAGCUGAGCUUUACCGUUCAUCGUAA
Molecule: messenger RNA, 576 nt
Organism: Eremothecium cymbalariae DBVPG#7215
Lineage: Eukaryota; Fungi; Ascomycota; Saccharomycetes; Saccharomycetales; Saccharomycetaceae
Exons: 1
Coding region: 1-576 (191 amino acids)
Source: RefSeq, a predicted model, not a curated record